AGAGCGAGCAUUCUGCACCAGUACCUCCUCUGACUCUCUCACCACCUCUCUCUCUCUGAGUAGCAGGGAAACUCGGACUUUUAUACCGGGGCUAAAUUUAGGGGGCUGGCCGGUGCGCAGCGUCCCCAUCCUGGACGCGCUUCCUUCCCCCAGCCUCGCAUUGGUCUGAUCCGUGCAGCGACGCAAUAUUUAUAAGAAAAGCAGCUCCUUCCAGGCACACAGCUGCAUAUGAGUGAGGAGCAGCAGCUCAUCGGACGGCAGAAGAAGCAACGCGCUCUGUAACUUUUUCUGGAGACUCUGCGUACUCUGGUGAUUUCCUUAAAAACAGAGAAAGUGUUUUUCUACUUUUUUAAAUAACGCAUGGAAAUGGCCUUGAGUGGGACCAUUUUACCAUCAAUCUCGACGUUUGCCAACCAAAAGGAGAAAUGUUGGGAAUAUAGGUGGAAGGACAUAAACAGCGUUGUGUCCAACAUGGACAGCACCUGCCUGGGCAGGAAAGACGAAGAAGACCUGGAUAAGUUCUUGGAUCUUGAGUUUAUUCUGGCUAACACCGCCGUCUCUGACAGUGCGCCGGUGUCCGGGACGGUGGCAGAAUCCUAUCGGCUCCAGGAGACCGGGGCGUCCGUGUAUCACCACCACCAGCAGCAGCACACCGCGAUGCCCCAGCAGCCGGCCAAUUACACCUCUGUCCCAGACAUGAACAGCCCACCGCCGCCCUACAACAGCCUGAUGGCGGAGCUCCUUCGCUCCGACGUGGAUACCAGCUUCCUCCCUGGGAACAGCCCAGGCAUCCAGGGCAGAUUCCUGAUCAGCUCCACGCCUUUCCAGACCAAUCAGGAUUUAUUCCCUGAGCUUCCGAGCAUUAAAGUGGAGCCAGUCUCUAUGGACACGUACGGACCUGUUAUGGGUCUGGUGCCUCAGAGCUGCACCAAAAUCAAGCACGAGGGGAACGUCUCCUGCAUGAUGUCAUAUGAGCAGCAGCCUCGGCUGGCCAACUCCCCGCAGGCCGCCGUGGGUAGCAUGACGCCGCCACUUAGCCCGGAUGACCUGAGGAGCUCCGAGUGCCACCAGCCCCAGAUAUGCAACUCCACCUCACUGACGUUCCCGCAGAGCUUUCACCCCCACCACCGCUGCGCACCAGGGGGAUUCCCUCACCCGCACAACGGCAUGCAGCUCUCGUUUCCCGGGGCGCACCAUCACCACCAGUUCCCCGUUAUGUUCGAGGAGGACGCGGCCAUGGGCAUGCAGCAGCAGACAGUGGCCGGCCAGCGCGUCCUGCUCACCCCGCCGUCCUCCCCGCUGGAAAUGGGACACCAGCCGAAGAGGGGUCGCCGGUCCUGGCCGAGGAAACGGACUGCGACGCACACCUGCCACUUUCACCGGCCUGUGGGAAGACUUACACCAAGAAGCUCCACUAAAUGCCCAUCUCAGGACACACACAGGAGAGAAGCCCUACCACUGUAGCUGGGAGGGUUGCGGUUGGAAGUUCGCUCGUUCCGAUGAGCUCACACGUCACUUCCGGAAGCAUACUGGACACAGGCCGUCCAGUGUCACCUGUGCGAGCGGCCUUCUCUCGCUCGGAUCACCUGGCCCUGCAGCAUGAAAAGGCACAUGU
This is a messenger RNA of Morone saxatilis (striped sea-bass), 1615 nucleotides long. RefSeq names its product Krueppel-like factor 4. The record is from RefSeq and is a predicted model, not a curated record. Lineage: Eukaryota; Metazoa; Chordata; Actinopteri; Moronidae.